Octopus bimaculoides (California two-spot octopus) is the source of this 911-nucleotide messenger RNA. RefSeq lists its product as uncharacterized. The record is from RefSeq and is a predicted model, not a curated record. NCBI's taxonomy places the organism in Eukaryota, Metazoa, Mollusca, Cephalopoda, Octopoda, Octopodidae.
AACGCGAUUGGCUGUGAGGUCUUAUUAGCGCAUGCGUGCUUGUGUCUUUCUUGCCCGGUCGUCCUUUCCCCCGUAAGCGGUGUUCUACUUUGGUUGAUCUUAGUGUCGGCCGCGCUGUUUAUUCACCAUAGUUUUUUUUUUCCACCCCCGUUUGUCCGGUUCAAUUUACAGCCGAGUAAAGAAACAUGUCUACAGAAGAUCUCCAACAGACCAUUGUCAAUGAUGAUGAUGACGAGGUUGAAGAGGUAACCCAGGGAGAUAUGGAAACUGGGACCAUACCUCUUGAUGAUGAAGAGAAAGUGGAAGGUGAUGUUCCCAUGGAAGACAGCAAUGUGGAAGAGAAGAAAGAUGAUGCUGAAAAGAAAGAGGAAGAGGAUGACAAUACAUUUAAUUUGAGACGUCCAUACCCCAACCUGUUGACAAUUCAUAAACUAAAACUGGAGGACAUCAAGGUUGCUGUGUCCGAGUUGUCUGAUUACUGGGAUGAUUCCUGUUUGACCAUCAGAUACAUUAAGGAGAAGUCUGGUGUUAGGAAAGGGUUCAUGCGGAUGAAGUUUCCUUCAGAAGAAGCUGCCGAGGUUGUGUUUAACAAGCUGAUGCCCAUGGAAAUCAAUGGGAAGACCUUUGAAUAUGAACCUACAACUGAGGGGAACAAGAAAGACUAUUCCCUCUAUGUCAACAACAUUCCCCAAGGAGUCACAGUGAAGGAGGUGCAGGCGUUGUUCCCGCAAGCCCGGAAUGUGGUGAUCCCACUUAAUGAGGAAGACCAGAAUCAGGGGUAAUUUCUCAAACUUGCGCAUAUUUAUACAUUUUUAAUAAAUUUGUUUGAUGGUGCUGGUCGUGGUUGAUGUAGUCAAGGACAGCUGCAUCACCAAACCAACCCCUCUUAUCCUAUAUCUAUAUCUCUCUCU